GGUGAGACAGGUGAGACCUGGAUGUACCUCCCUGCUGCUCCUAGAGCCGAAAUACUUUUUUCUGGGACUAGGUAGUGUAGGGUCCUCCUCUUAUUGUCACCUCACAUCUAUAAAGAGAUUAUUUCACUUUAUUCAGGUGCACAUGGGCUAAGUCACUCCAUCUGGUUGCCUAGGUGUCUAAUUUCUGUGAAGCCCAGUCAUGGGGGUUCAGUUAAAUGUUCCCAUAUCCCAUUAGGUCAUAUCCUAUCUGAUUGGCCAUCUUAUGGGUACCCACCUAUGAUUAAGAGAAAGAUGAGAUUUUACUGUAACAGCCUUGAUGCCUGGCCUGGCCUUUGUGCAAUCUUGAUGAUGAUGAUGAUGAUGAUGAAAAAUGUCCAUUAAAUGGAUCCUUAAAUUACUAUUCUAUAGUUAGAGCUAUUUUUUUAAAGAUCAGGGAAAUAGGACAAGAUCUCUAUGUUCAAGCUUUUAUUUCUGUUUGUGUACACACCUGUGAUUUCGAGUGUACCACCUGUUUCUGGCUGUGCACACAUUUGUUUGGGAGGGCACUCUGGUUUUGAUUUCAAGUGCACUCCCUUGUCUCUGCUUAUGUACGCGCCUGUUAUCUGGUCUGUGUAUGUACCUUGGGGUACACCCCUAGUUGUAGGUACACUGAUUAGCAGUGUACCUACUAAACAGAAGUGCACCUUCUGUUUCUGUGUCUGUGUAUACACUUGGUAUCUGUGUAUACACCUGAUAUUUUGUCUCUGUGUGUGUAUACGCCAGGAGGGAAACCUGUUGGGGUGAAUCCUGUCUGAUUGUGCCACUUGGGUAUUACUCUCUGAAUAAAAAGAAAUUCGUGUUCUACUGUAACGCUGUUUGGCACAGAGAGAAGAAGGGAAUAUUCUAAUGGUUCAGAGAACGGAGAAGGAAAAGUCAUCCUUUCCUUUGUCAGAAGAAAAAGGUUCAGGGUGAGGAUGAUUGCUGUAAGCUGGUAAACAAACUAAUUUUAAUAAUACUGGAACUACUUCCUCUACUCUCCCUGGAUUUGAGGGACCUACCUCUCUUGCCCUCUCCUAUCUCCAUCUUCAGAGUAGAAGGAUUAGAGUUAAAGUAGAAAGAACUGGCCAGAUGCCAUGGCUCGCACCUGUAAUUAUAGCACUCUGGGAGGCUGAGAGGCUUUCUGCUUAGAGAUGCUGAUCACCACCCUGUAUUGACAUCUACAGCAACAACAACCAGACACCCAUCUGCAUGAAAACGACCAUGCUUAUGAGCAACUGCACCCCCUUUACCACAAUCCUCUGGACGGACAUCUACUUCUGCCCUGACAGAGCUGAUUGCAGAGCCCACAAUUCAGCUGGAAACAGUCAGAAUGAUUUAAGCCUUCUUGGCUUCUAAAGAAAAUGGCUGAAGCAUCACCAGCAUCUUCUGAGCAGCUUGUUGUACACUCAGACUCUCACAGUAACACUGUCCUGGCCAGUUUUGAGGAUCAGAGAAAGAAAGGCUUCCUAUGUGACAUUACUUUAAUCGUGGAGAAUGUGCAUUUCCGAGCCCACAAAGCCUUACUUGCUGCCAGUAGUGAAUACUUCUCCAUGAUGUUUGCAGAAGAGGGGGAGAUUGGCCAGUCCAUUUAUAUGUUGGAAGGCAUGGUUGCAGACACUUUUGGUAUCCUGCUAGAAUUUAUUUACACAGGUUAUCUCCACACCAGUGAGAAAAGCACAGAACAAAUCCUGGCAACUGCUCAAUUCUUAAAAGUCUAUGACCUGGUAAAGGCUUACACAGACUUCCAAAAUAAUCAUGGAUCCCCAAAGCCAACAACUUUGAACACUGGGAGUCCAGUGGUUGUUAUUUCUAAUAAAAAAAAUGAUCCUCCAAAGCGGAAACGGGGAAGACCAAAAAAAGUGAACAGUUUGCAGGAGGAGAAAUCAGAACUGGCUGCAGAGGAAGAAAUACAGCUAAGAGUGAACAAUUCAGUUCAGAACAGACAAAACUUUGUGGUUAAAGGAGACAAUGGUAUACUGAAUGAACAGAUUCUGAUAAAAGAAGAGGAUGAAUCUGAGCCUGUUUGUGAGCCAGGUAGAGUGGAGGAAAUGUCAACUGAAAAAGAUGAGAACUGUGAUCCCAAGACCCAGAAUGGACAGGACAACCAGAGUCGGCACAGCAAAAGGAGGAUUUGGAGAUCAGUCAAACUUAAAGAUUAUAAACUUGUAGGGGAUGAAGAUGACCAGGGUUCAGCCAAGAGAAUUUGUGGGAAGAGAAAGCGCUCUGGUGGCCCUGAGGCCCGUUGUAAAGACUGUGGCAAGGUCUUUAAGUACAAUCAUUUUCUAGCAAUCCACCAGAGAAGCCACACAGGGGAGCGACCUUUCAAAUGUAACGAGUGUGGAAAAGGCUUUGCCCAGAAGCACUCCCUCCAGAUCCACACGAGGAUGCACACAGGCGAGCGGCCGUACACCUGUACUGUGUGCAGCAAGGCUCUGGCCACCAAGCAUUCUCUGCUGGAGCACAUGAGUCUGCACUCAGGACAGAAGUCUUUUACCUGUGAUCAAUGUGGAAAAUACUUCAGCCAGAAAAAACAACUAAAGAGCCAUUACCGAGUUCAUACAGGCCACUUAUUACCGGAAUGCAGCCACUGCCAUCGCAAAUUCAUGGAUGUGUCUCAGCUAAAGAAACAUCUGCGAACACACACAGGUGAAAAGCCAUUUACUUGUGAAAUCUGUGGCAAGUCUUUCACAGCAAAGAGUUCUCUUCAGACCCAUAUCAGAAUCCAUCGAGGAGAAAAGCCAUACUCAUGUGGCAUAUGUGGCAAAUCCUUCUCUGACUCCAGUUCCAAGAGGAGACACUGCAUUCUACACACGGGCAAGAAGCCUUUCUCCUGUCCUGAGUGCAACUUACAAUUUGCUCGCUUAGACAACUUGAAGGCCCACUUGAAAAUCCACAGCAAAGAGAAACAUGUGCCAGACGGCAGCAGCGUUUCUGGCAGUAGUAAUACUGAAGAGGUCAGGAAUAUUCUUCAGCUACAGCCAUAUCAACUCUCUACCUCAGGAGAGCAGGAAAUUCAGCUUCUUGUAACUGAUUCUGUAGAUAAUAUCAAUUUCGUGCCUGGUCCUAGCCAAGGAAUCAGCAUUGUCACUGCAGAGAGUUCCCAGAACAUGACCGCAGACCAAGCUGCAAAUCUCACCCUGCUCACACAGCAGCCAGAGCAAUUGCAGAAUUUAAUUCUUUCAGCUCAGCAGGAGCAAACAGAACACAUUCAGAGCCUCAGUAUGAUUGAAAGCCAGAUGGAGUCCUCACAGACAGAGCCAGUGCAUGUAAUCACACUAUCCAAGGAGACCCUGGAACAUCUCCACGCCCAUCAAGAGCAAACAGAGGAGCUCCACUUAGCAGCAAGUGCUUCAGAUCCGGCUCAGCACCUGCAGCUGACACAGGAGCCUGAUAUGCCGCCACCCACUCAGCAUGGGCCCCCGCCCACCCCACUUUGCCAGGAGCAGAGCUGACCUGUAAACACGGUUGGCUGCUCAACUGGGCUCUUCUCAUAAACCAGCUAGAACUGUGUUGUGAAUGCUUGAAGUCAGGCUCCCUGAAAUGCUAACUCACAGAUCCUCCCAUGAGAGAUGUGAUAGCCAGCUGAUGUUUAUAAUGCUUUCCCUACAGGCAGCAACAUGUGUGAUACAUGCGUGUAUCAUGUCACAUCUAUAGUAAUGAUUUGGAUUUAGCAUUUCAAUAUUGAUGAAUGGUUUUCAUUUUCAUGUACUACAUCUCUUAAAAACGGGGUCUUUGGGGGCAUUGAUUUAGACUUUUCUGUAAGUAUUAAAUGUUCACAGCCAUAGGUCAUGAUCUUGCUGACCUUUCCAGUUAUACUUCUAAUCUUUAGAACGAAAGGAAGUCAUGUUGGUUGUUGAACUGGGCAGAGUUGUUCAUUCUACUUUCUUUUCUUAGGCAACACAGUUAUUGCCACUACAAGUCAGGGAUAAAUAUUGACAGAUCACAAUGUUUGGGGAAUUUGUACUUUUAAUAACUUCCAAUCCCCUAAGAGCAGUCCUGGAUUUCUAAAUCUUUGUGUGGUACAGUGGGCACAUUGUGUUAUACUUAAAGGAAGAGUAAAGCUCACAGAAAUUAAUGUCUAAUAACUCAAAUUCAUAUAACAAAACCAAAAGUAGACAAUUUUUUAAAAAUCUGAAUUCAACUUUUCUGAGAAACAUGAAUUUACAUAUUCUUGGAAAAGCAGGUUAUCAAAAUUUUAAUUAAAAAGUCUAAAAUAUGAAAUUAGAUCAAGGCAUUCAUCUGAGCCUGGUGCAGUGGCUCAUGCCUAUAGUACUAGCACUCUGGGAGGCCAAGGUGAGAGGUUGGCUGAGCUCAGGAGUUUGAGACCAGCCUGAUUAAGAGUGAGCUCAACCCCAUCUCUACAAAAAAUAGAAAAAACUUAGCCAGGCAUGUUGGCAUGCACCUGUAGACCCAGCUACUCGAGAGACUGAGGCGGUAGGAUCACUUGAACCCAGAAGUUGGAGGUUGCUGUGAGCUAUGAUGACACCAUUGUACUCUAGCUCAGGCAACAGAAGGAGACCUUGUCUCGAGAAAAAAAGAGACAUUCACCCCAAAUAAUUAUGAAUUUUUGUCAGAAACUGUAUUUAGUUUUAUGGUGAAGUUUAUCCUGGAACAUAAAAUUUUAUUCAGUGUAAUUUAAAUGUUAAAUAUACUCUACUGAAUUCUGA
Nycticebus coucang (slow loris) is the source of this 4685-nucleotide messenger RNA. It is a transcript of the gene ZBTB24, whose product is annotated as zinc finger and BTB domain containing 24. NCBI's taxonomy places the organism in Eukaryota, Metazoa, Chordata, Mammalia, Primates, Lorisidae. The transcript has 11 exons. The record is from RefSeq and is a predicted model, not a curated record. Gene Ontology annotation, molecular function: protein binding; DNA-binding transcription factor activity, RNA polymerase II-specific; RNA polymerase II cis-regulatory region sequence-specific DNA binding. The coding region runs from base 1380 to 3470 and encodes 696 amino acids. Gene Ontology annotation, biological process: regulation of transcription by RNA polymerase II.